Messenger RNA from Drosophila guanche, 1363 nucleotides. It is a transcript of the gene HHEX, whose product is annotated as hematopoietically-expressed homeobox protein Hhex. Gene Ontology annotation, molecular function: RNA polymerase II cis-regulatory region sequence-specific DNA binding; DNA-binding transcription factor activity, RNA polymerase II-specific. NCBI's taxonomy places the organism in Eukaryota, Metazoa, Arthropoda, Insecta, Diptera, Drosophilidae. The record is from RefSeq and is a predicted model, not a curated record. Gene Ontology annotation, biological process: regulation of transcription by RNA polymerase II; cell differentiation. The coding region runs from base 111 to 1073 and encodes 320 amino acids. The transcript has 2 exons.
UGUUCAUCAAUUAGUUCAUCGCCUGCGGCCAACGCAGUCGCUUCGCUUCGUACCUUCUGAUCGUUCGGUGCCCCAUAGGAAUACGGAUCCCACUCACACUUUACUUCAUCAUGGAUAUAGGCACUAAGUCAAGCAAAUCUUCCUUCUCCAUUGACAACAUCUUGGAUCAUAAGACGCGUAGGGGUCACAGUCCCGCUGCGGAAAGUGCCAAAAAUCGCACGCAAUCGCGUCGCUCUUCGCCACACAGUCCUGUGGUGGCAACAGCUGUACCCAGCAUGGCCACUGCCUCGCCGCCAACCAGCGUUGCGGCAGCAGCAUCAAUCUACGAUCUAUCCCGCGAGGCUGUUGCCGCGCAAUAUGCACUCAAGAAUCUGGAGUCCAGUCAGGUGCUGUCGCCCACGACACUGCGUUUCAAUCCCAUCUAUCCAGAUCCCGCCUCGCUAUUCUACCAGCAAAUGCUGAAUCUACAGAAGAAUCCCUCGCUCUUUAUGCCUCACUUCCAGGCGGCAGCCGUGGCCGCAGCAGCCGCCGCCCAACCCACGGGCUAUUGUGAUCAAUAUAGUCCGUUUGCCAUGGAUUGUGAAGGCUUUCCCAAUCCGGCCUCCACUGCAGCCGCUCUCUACUGCAAUGCCUAUCCGGCGGCCAGCUUUUACAUGUCCAAUUUCGGCGUGAAGCGCAAGGGCGGCCAGAUCCGCUUCACGUCGCAACAAACGAAAAAUCUCGAGGGCCGCUUUGCCAGCUCCAAGUAUUUGUCGCCCGAGGAGCGCCGCCAUCUGGCGCUGCAGCUGAAGCUAACGGACCGCCAGGUGAAGACGUGGUUCCAGAAUCGUCGAGCCAAGUGGCGGCGUGCAAAUCUCACGAAGCGCAGUGGAUCGACGGUGGCUGGACCCAGCUCAACUGCGCCCAGUUCCAACAGCAGCAGUGGCUCCACCUACGGCACAGCACUGACUCUAAGCAGCCGUGGCAGCGGACAGCAGAGCGAUGAGGAGGAUCGCAUGUAUCUGUCGGAGGAUGAUGAGGACGACGAUGAGGAGGAGCCGGCGGAACCAUUAGCCGAGCCAGUGGGAAAGUAAAGCUAGUGGAUUGUCAAGGGGGGUACCUUACUCAUAAGAUAGUUUUUAGUCAUAGUUUAGAUUAAAUACAUUUAUUUCAAUUAUAAUAAUGGAAUUCCAAUCCUAGUGAAACUGAUAGCUGUCGAGGCAGGCGCAAUUUGGCAGUGUGCAGCGCGGUGCCAGAUUCGAGAGAUGGCCCAUGGUCACCGGAAAGGAGAGCGGCACAAACCACUUGGGGUAGGCACAAAUGGCAGCCGCAGCUGCUGCCGACGGGUUGCUCCCAAAAGCGGCACUGGGAGGCUUCAGUUCCA